AUGGCAGUUAUAUCGAAUGAUGCGAACGCAGUAUACAUAACCUUUGUCUCUUGCGUGAUUUUAUUUAAAGCGCAUCACAAAUUUUCUUAACAUUGAUUUUAUGUUAGAUUCAUUUUCUACGAAUUGUAUACGCGAUCGGAAUAAUUAAAAUUAUUAAAUUCAAUCGGAAUGGAAAUGAUUCUAUCGUCAAUAACGAUCGGACAUUCGAUUCCUUUCGUUCUCAUAGCCUAAACAAGGUACGCCGCUCAAAGAAUGGAUUCCGCAAGAGGCGGAAUGCGAUGAUCCAGUUAUGUUGCCUUCGACCGGUUAUUUCAAAACGAUAAAUUGUCCGUUUUAUGAGAACGGAUCAUGCGAAAGACCCUAUUGUCAUUUUAAACAUGCUAAACGAGAAGAUGCAGGAGGUACAGCAGGAAUGGCUGGAAUGGUGGAGACCCAGGCAACGUGUCAAACUCAAAGUUCAAAGGUAAAUGCCAUGGCAGCUUCAAAUUCUGAUAUGUUACAACAAUUGGUAACGGAAGCUGUUAAAAAGGUGCUCGCAGAUCAAGAAGUUACAGACACAGAUAAAUUCUCUAAAACUAUAGUUUCUCAAGUGGUAGAAGGGCUUAAACCGUCCCUAACUUCUGACUCUGCUUCUUCGUCAGAAAUAACUGCUAGUAAUAUUAUUGGAAAGCAUAUGAAUAUUCCUACGACCAUAACAAAACCUGUUCCUUGUGUUUACAAUCCAACGCCUAUAGCGGAAUUAAAGAAGAGGCAUAUACCAGUUGUUUCUUAUAUGCCAACUAGAGAAAAUAGAGUGGCUGUAAAACGUAAAUCAUCUCCUGAUAGAAUUAAACCCUGGCUGAGCGUAAUUAAAGAUCCAACGAGUUCUCAAACAACAGAGAUAACUUAUAAACCUACCGCAAUUUCUUGUAUCUCCGACCAAGAUUCUGUACAAAGUUAUGUACCAACAUUUAAAUCGGAUUCGUCCUCGUCAAAUUCAUACGAGGAUAGUAAUUCUAACGACAACAUUAUACCUAAAGUCAAAGAAGCUUAUUAUCCAAAAUCUAAAAAGAGAAGAGAAGAAUACGUUCCAAAGAAGGUAAAAGCUCCAUUGAAAAAUGUUCAACAAUUGGACGAUACUGUGUUGGAUCAAUUCGAGCCUGAGUUUGAUAUGAUCGGAGAAAUAUUAACGGCCGCAACGACCGCUCUUAGCACAGUACCGAGCGAGGAAUCGCAAGAUUAUUGUUUAGAUAUAGAGCCAAAGUUUUCCGACGACGAACCUAUGCCGGAUGAUACCAAAGAAAAGGAUUUAUCUAAUGUUGACAAAACUUCUUUUCAUAAUAUUGAAAAGAAAGAAAGAGACAAUAUACACGAUACAAAGGUCAUUGAUAAGAAAAGGAAACUAGAUGACGUAGAAAAUGAACUAUUUAAUAAUCACCGUAAUGCCGACGAUACUACCGCCGAAAAAACUAAAAGCAAGAAACGAAGAGAGUCUAACGACGAUAAGCAUAAGGAAAGAACAAAAGAGGACGAUAUGAUUAAGAAAAGUCAUAGAAGUAGUAGUAGAAGUAGUGAUAAGCACAGAAAAGACCAUAAUCGCUCAGAGAAAAAUAGUAAGGAAAGCAAGAGUUAUAAAUCUAGUACAACGGACAAACAACAUUCUUCGUCGUCAUUUCAUAAAGAUAAAGAAAAAAAUAAGAGCAGUAGUCAUGCUUCUAAAGAUUCUACAAAUAAAUCGAAAGAACGUUCUAGACAUAGGAACAAAGAUUCAUCUGUUGAAAGAACGAAUAAAGAUAAACAUAAGAGUAAUAAACAUGAGAGGCAUAGAUCAAAAACAUAUACCUCAAGCUCGAAGUCUGAUAAGCAUUCAUCUAAUAGAAGUCAUAGAAAUCAUCGAUCUAGAUCACGUAAUAGAUCUAGAUCGAGAGAUCGGACACGUAGUCCAUCUAAGAAAGAAAAGCACGAGGAAAAUAAUAGCGAUGAAAAAAAUACAUUGCCCGAUGAAAGAGAAUCUCUUAGCCCAUCCGAAUCCAUACCAGGUUCUUUCGAGAGAGCUAUUUUUGAUUCGUCCGAUUCUGAGCAUGAUGUGCAAGAGGAAUGUCUUAAAAUCUUUCAAGAAUAUAAAGUUUCCAAUCAUCCAAAAGUAGUAUCGAUUAAGGAAUCUGCUAAAGUAGAAAAUGAAGAUAAUGAGGAAGUUGGUAAAAAGAGAGUGGCACAUCCUUCGGCAGCUACUUCUAUAUUGCGACAGGUUGGUCCGAGUCAACCGCCUAAAAGACUUCAAAAUCCUCAACAGAAAAUGUAUGAAAGAUGGCGUUUGAUGAGGGAAGCGGCCGCUGAAAAGGCCGCUGAAAAGGCCGCUGAAAAGGCUGCCGAAAAAAUGGCCGCUAGUAAUAAAACUCAAAUAAUAUCUCCGCCAGCAAUACAAUCUGUCAAUGCCGUAAACGAUGAGUCAGUCGAGUCCGUUUCAACGAUAAAUAAUAAUGAAUUGCAAAUGAAUGGACAUGGUCGAGUUAGAAUCGCCCAUGUACCUUAUGCUAUGUCUCUUGCAUUGAAGAAGAAACAAGUUGCAGAGAAUGUAGGAAAAUUGGCUGAUGCUAAAGCAGGUGAUAGUAAAACUAUAGCUCAAACUAGUAAGGGUGGUGUACGAGUUGCUCAUGUUCCACAAGUGGUACCGCAGCUUGUACGUCCAGAACCGCUUCAACCUACAACGCAAAAGUUCCCUUUAAAUGUUCGUCAGUAUUAUAUUAACAUUAUGCACGAUGUAUGCGUACAGAUCUAUACGAACAGUGAGGACGCUGCACAACGUGCUGUACGCGAGGAAUUUACGUGUCAUGAAAAAUGUAAAGCACUUCCCGUAUAUAAAAAUUCGUGUAUGUUAGCUGCACAUAGAUUAAGAAAGGAGGUAGAUCAAAAUCGAUCAUCGGAUGGUAGUACAACGUUAGCUAGUGGUACUGUAUCACACGAAGCUGUCCUCGCUGGAAAAUCGAAAGGUUCUUGGAGUGUGUUGAAAACUAAAAAAGCAAUAACCGAUUUUAAGGGAGCAGCAUUGUAUAGUAUGUUAAAAAAAUGGAUUAUGAUUGAAGAACAAUUGCAAGAUAAUGGAUUUCCUCGUCCUCAUCCAGAUGGUACUAAGGGACGUGCUAAAGUUUAUGUUAUAAACACACGUAAUCAAACUGUACUAUCGAAAGUGCCUAACGAAAGAAUUUGUAGUCGAUGUGGUCAAAAUUAUAUGGUUGAUAGACACGGAUUUCCUGUACAGCAACAGAAUUGUAUAUAUCAUUGGGGAAAAAAAUUUACGAUCAGAGGAGAAGGCAAAUAUAGCUGUUGUCAACAAUAUGGAUCUGCUACUGGUUGUUGCGACGCUAAAUCACACGUAUGGGAUUAUACUGAUUAUGAAAAUCUUCGUGGUUAUAUAAAAACUUUACCGAAAGAUGGCCCCGAAGAAGAAAAAGGUGUAUAUGCGCUCGAUUGCGAGAUGUGUUAUACCACGCAAGGAUUAGAAUUGACAAGGGUAACAGUUAUUAAUGAUGAAUGCAAUGUUAUAUACGAAACGUUAGUUAAACCUCAGAAUCCAAUAAUCGAUUACAAUACAAGGUUCUCAGGGAUUACAGAAGAAGAUAUGAAAGAUGUAACGACAACACUUUUAGAUGUUCAAGCUACGCUUCUUGCUAUGUUCUCUAAUAAAACUAUACUAGUAGGUCAUAGUCUUGAAAAUGAUUUCAAAGCACUGAGGUUACUUCAUGAUACUGUGGUAGAUACCAGUGUCAUGUUUCCACAUAGAAAUGGUUAUCCUCAGAAACGGGCAUUAAAAAAUCUUUGUUCUGAUUAUUUAAGAAAGAUUAUACAAAAUGACGUUGGUGGUCAUGAUAGUAAAGAAGAUGCUGUAGCGUGUAUGGAAUUGGUACUGUGGAAAGUAAAAGAAGAAGCUAAAUUACAAUAAACACAAAAAAAAAAGAAAAAGAAAAAAGAUCACAUGAAAAUUAUUUGCAAAUAAAUAAAAUAACAAAUUGCGCUGUAUCGAUUAUACAGCUUUAUAUCAUUCUUUUCAUUUUCUUCUUAUUACGCGACACGCUAACUGUUAGUAAUAUAAAUAUAUAUAUAUAUAUAAAUAUAUAUACACCAUAUAUAUAUAUAUAUAUAUAUAUUUAUAUUUAUAUAUACAUACAUAUGUACAUAUAUAUGUAUAUAUAUUACACACACCACGCAGACAUACACAUACACACACUAACUUCCUAGAGAUGUAUCAUUUUUCAAGAGAAAAGUGUACAGUAUACAUCUUUUUCUAAUCAUUUUUUUUUUUCAGGAUAAAUGUUCGUACGUGCAGUUUCGUAUAGCUUGUAAUAUCAUUCAUGAUAUAUCACAAUUUCAUCUUUUUAUAUUUAUGAAUAUAAAUUAUUAGUUUGUUAGUAAGAAAAACAAAACAAAGAGAGAAAAAAAAAAAAGAAAGAAGCGGUAAACUCAUGUGUCGGGCUCUUAAAAAAUGCGUAUAUCUGUGUCGCGAUAUUUCGAUUAAUAUUUUUGUACUUCGUUAUUCUUACCUAUUUAUAUUUUAGAUCAUUAAAGAAACAAGAUGAGUUAA
This is a messenger RNA of Vespa crabro (European hornet), 4558 nucleotides long. Its product is annotated as RNA exonuclease 1 homolog. Gene Ontology annotation, molecular function: metal ion binding; nucleic acid binding; exonuclease activity. Gene Ontology annotation, cellular component: nucleus. Lineage: Eukaryota; Metazoa; Arthropoda; Insecta; Hymenoptera; Vespidae. The transcript is spliced from 9 exons. Bases 290 to 3919 code for a protein of 1209 amino acids. The record is from RefSeq and is a predicted model, not a curated record.